AUGGAACAACCUGACUCGGACUCCUCCAGCAAGGACCCGGACCUCACCCACGAUGAGCGCCUCGCGAACCGGGCCCAGCCGAGUCCUCGUGGUGUUCGUCGCCGUCUGCUGCGCUGCAGGUGCGAGCCCGACGGGGAGGCGGUGGAGGGAGGCUCUGCGUCGGUGCCGUGCUCCAGGCCAGGGGAGUCUCAAGGCCCCCACCCCAACUGGACGUGGGUCCCCGACCACCCGGAGUGCGUGGGGGACGGCGAGGACCAGAAACGCUUCGCCAAGCGCCACACGCUCCGCGAGGCUCAGCCGUGCGUCCUGCAGCUGCGCCAGCUGCACCUGGGAGAUGCGGGGGUCUUCACAUUCGAGUGGGGAGAUGUCUCGCUCCGUGUGAGGCUCAAUGUCAGACCAGACUGCGACGCGCCCGUGGUGGUGGUGUCAGACCACCCGGGGCCCGUGCGACAGUCGCAGAACAUCACCCUCCGGUGCGCCGCGCGGGGCUCGGCGGGCGCGGCCGACGAGGCGGUCGCGUGGUGGCGCAACGGCGAGCGAGACCCCGAGCGGCGAGGCGUGGAGCUGGCGGUGCGUGGCGCCCAGAGCAGCUCGCAGGGCGUGUGGGCGUGCGAGAGGCGCGGGCGGCGUGCCGAGUACUGCCUCACCUUCGCCCAUUCGCCUUCAUCGAAGCAGUGGGGGUGCGGGAAGAUGAGCGCGGCGAUGAUGGAGGCGCAGGGGCCCCCCUCUCCCCACGAUGCGCACAGCUUCGCUUGGCCCCCCUGGCUGCUCGCCACCCUCGCCGCCAUCCCCACGACGAUCAUCAUCGCCGCGCUGCUCGUCUGGCUUCUGGUGAAGAGGAGACGCAGGGAAAUGCAGCCAGAUGACAUUCGCGUUCUGCAUCAAGCGUCACGACAGCGCACGUGCGAGGACUUCGCGUUUGAGAACGACUCAGACACCGACAGUGACCGCUACGUGACCCCGGAGACCCCCAAAGCUGCGCCGCAGGCCACAGCCAACAGCCACACGCGGAGCUGCGCGCGAGUCGUGUGAGACACGAGGAGGAGGAGGAAGAGGAGGAGGAGGAAGAGACGAAGUGCACGGAGAAAGCGGAUGGAGGAUUCGAUCCUGCGAGUUUGCACAGAGAAGACAUCUCGUGACUGUAUAUUGCACCUAUAUAUAUAUAUAUGUUCCCUUUACACAAAGACAAAUAUCCCCUGCAAAGCAUGUAACAGACUUUUGAUGCAAGUGCUGUUAGCGAGCACCUAUGAAGACCGGCACAGCACACAAAGGGGUGGGUGACCAGCACCACGACGGGCCGACAGUGUCCCAGUGGCGAUGUUAGACACCGCACCAGGUACUCAUUUGCGGCUGAGUCAACCUAGGGGGAGGCCCAGAACCGGUUCAGGAAAUCAACACUGGUGUUGAUCGUGAGCGGGAAUCGAACUCGGGUCGCAGAGACACACAGAGACACACAGAGACACACACACAUAGACACACACAGAGACACACACAUAGAGACACACACAGAGACACACACACAGAGACACACACAGAGACACACACACAGAGACACACACAGAGACACACACACAGAGACACACACACAGAGAUACACACACAGAGACACACAGAGACACACACACAGAGACACACACAGAGACACACAGAGACACACACACAGAGAUACACACAGAGACACACACACAGAGACACACACAGAGACACACACACAGACACACAC
Molecule: messenger RNA, 1723 nt
Organism: Lethenteron reissneri (Far Eastern brook lamprey)
Lineage: Eukaryota; Metazoa; Chordata; Hyperoartia; Petromyzontiformes; Petromyzontidae
Source: RefSeq, a predicted model, not a curated record